ACAUGCUAUUUAUAACAACCAAUACAGAGCAAUGUUUGUUUUCAAUUGCACUGUUGACUGGUCAGAAGGUUUGAAAUUCCCCACCAAAGGACAAAAGAAAAAGGAAUUCCUCAAGAACAAAAGGAAGAACAAAUACAGAAAGGAGCAAGGUGCCAGAGAGUCUGAGGAACCUAUAGUGGAGGGAAUGGAAUCCUCAGAAAAAGGCAGGGAGGUUGAGUCAUCCAUGCAGCCUGAGAACAGCAUGGAUUUUCAACAAAGAAAUAGUAAGGCCAGUCAUCAGGCACUUGAAGGUGGUGGCAUAAUAGAACCAUUGCAAGCAGAGAAGUCUAUUCCUGAGGGCAGUAAGAGUAUCCUGUCAAAGGACAUGUUAGAAAGGGCAGUAGGAGAAGGAGAGGGUUCCUGUCGCACCAAAACUAACACACCCAAGAAAGUCUCCUUUGAAACUGAUGGUAGUGAUGAAAUCUUCCAUCCAGUAAUGUGCAAUAUUUGUAAUACAAAAGUUGCUGUGUAUGAUAAGGAUGAAGUUUAUCAUUUUUUCAAUGUUGUGACAAGUUAUUAAGCCAUGCUACAUAUUUUCUGUGAAUGAAAAAUCUGUUUUUUUUUUUUUUUUUAAUGUAAUCCCCAGAAAAGAUCAAUUAUAUAACCUUAGUUUGGCAGAUGUAACCAGGUGGUCCAUGUAUUGUAUGUUUUAUAGUUGUGCCCUUUACAGUAUGAUUAAAAUAAGAUAUUUUUUCAACACACCUUAUCAUGGUAAAAAAUACCCUGUAAUGACAAUUGUCUGAUUAUAUUAUCUAUCAAAAAUGAGAUGGCCAGAUUCUGUAACUAUUAUUAACCCAAUGGUGCCGGCAAAAAGCUGUGCUCAUUUUAGAAUUUUUUCUGCAUGUGCUUAACCACAAAGGAGUCAGUUUGUAGACCUUGUGACUUUAUCUGAUUUCAACUUUCCUUGAAUUCACAGAAAGCAAUUUUUUUUUUUUCUUUCUUUCUUUCUUCCCAAUGCUGUCUGUUGAUAGUGUUAUUAUUAUAGACAUUAUAAUUACUAUAAUGUUAUCAACAUUAGUAACAGCAAUAUAAGAUACCAUAAACUAUUUUUGAUAACCAAGGAAAAGAGUAAACAGGUGAGACAGGUAGUACUCAUUAGCUCAUUGGUGAUUUAGUACAAGUGGAACCAUCUAUGUAUAAAAACGAUUAAUAAGAUAAACUAACAGUGAGCAUGACAUAUACGUACUUGCCGUGCUUGUUAGCUUUGGGUUAAUGGUUUGGAUACAGAACUCUCAGUCUCAUACUAAUAUGUUCAUCUUCUUAUCUUUCUAUUUGUAAAACUGCUUAAAAGUUAUAAGUGAUUUUAAAAUGUUGACCUUUA
This is a messenger RNA of Penaeus monodon (black tiger shrimp), 1360 nucleotides long. Its product is annotated as E2F-associated phosphoprotein-like. Lineage: Eukaryota; Metazoa; Arthropoda; Malacostraca; Decapoda; Penaeidae. The record is from RefSeq and is a predicted model, not a curated record. Gene Ontology annotation, biological process: positive regulation of cell population proliferation. Gene Ontology annotation, cellular component: nucleus.